Penicillium psychrosexuale is the source of this 1020-nucleotide messenger RNA. RefSeq names its product tRNA (guanine46-N7)-methyltransferase (gene trm8). Gene Ontology annotation, biological process: RNA (guanine-N7)-methylation; tRNA methylation. The record is from RefSeq and is a predicted model, not a curated record. NCBI's taxonomy places the organism in Eukaryota, Fungi, Ascomycota, Eurotiomycetes, Eurotiales, Aspergillaceae. Bases 1 to 1020 code for a protein of 339 amino acids. Gene Ontology annotation, molecular function: tRNA (guanine(46)-N7)-methyltransferase activity. Gene Ontology annotation, cellular component: tRNA methyltransferase complex. The transcript has 3 exons.
AUGGCCACCCAAAAUCCGCCUGCAAAGCGCACUAAGCGCGAAGAGUACCGUCGCAAUGUACAGGCCCAGCAGGAAUCCACCGACGGCUCCGUCAUCAAGAUGCCGCAGAAGAAAUUCUUCCGCCAGCGCGCGCAUGCGAAUCCAUUCUCUGACCACCGGCUGGAAUAUCCCAUCAGCCCCGCGCAUAUGGACUGGUCAUCCCAUUUCCCUGCAUUCGUCGAUCCAGAUACAUCCAAAACGAACCUCAGCGGAGGGCGGAAGUUGACCAAGGAGGUCGAAGUCGUGGAUAUCGGAUGUGGAUUCGGCGGGCUGAUCGUUGGCCUGGCGCCAUUGAUGCCAGAUACCUUGAUGGUCGGCAUGGAAAUCCGCACCUCAGUGCUGGAAUACGUCACCUCUCGCAUCCACGCCCUGCGCAGCCAACAACAACGCCUAAAAAACAAAGCCGCGAACCCAUCAUCAACCGAACCCCAAGACGCCUCAACACAACCCGAAAGCACCGAAUCAGCCCCACCCCCAACUCCAGCCAACGACGAUGAAAUCGGCACGGAGAAAAUCUUUCCAGGAAACUUCGAAAACAUCGCCGCAAUCCGCAGCAACACAAUGAAGUUCCUCCCCAACUUCUUCGGCCACCACCAACUCUCCAAGAUUUUCAUCUGCUUCCCGGACCCGCACUUCAAGGCCCGUAAGCACAAGGCCCGUAUUAUCUCCGAGUCUCUAAAUGCCGAGUAUGCAUUUGUCCUGCGGCCUGGCGGUCUGCUGUACACCAUUACCGAUGUCGAGGAGUAUCACCACUGGGUCCUGCGGCAUUUCCUGAAUAAUGAGCAGCAGGAGGGUGAACCGGCCCCUGCUCCGAGCAGUAAGGAUCUGUUUGAGCGGGUUUCUGAUGAGGAGCUUGCUCUUGAUCCUUGUGUGCGGGUUAUGAAAUUUGAGACGGAGGAGUCGAAGAAAGUUACGAGAAAUAAGGGAAACAAGUAUGUUGCUGUUUUCAGGCGCAAGGCUGAUCCUGAGUGGCCUGUUUGA